AUGAUAAUGGUCUCCUCCUCUUUCCGGGUUGCGCAAUGUGCAUACCGAAAUCCACUGAGAUUCAAAGCAGGUAGGGUGGUUGCCUUCUUUCGAGAGCCAAGCCACCAUCGAAGCUUUGGCACCCAAGAUUCACAUUCAUCGGCAGCAUCAUCUCUUGCCGGUAGCAGCAGUGGCAGCCAUUCCAGUAAUAACAACAGCACUCCCAUUGUUCUACCCGAGCGAGAAUACGGAUAUCGAACUAAGCCCUUCAACUGGACCGAGCUGGAGCAAAUAAUACGGGACAAGGAUUUGGCCAGGUUCUCGCGAAGUGUCGAGCAGGAGGCAAAGUAUCAAGAGUACAUGCGUGACAUGAAACGGCAAUGGCGGGAUUUGCACCACUUUAUAUUGCAUUCCAAGUUUGGGCUGGAAAAGCGCUGGGUCGAUGGCAUGUGGGAAACCCCUCUUUUGCCGGAACUCCAACAAGAGCCAGCAUCAAACCUGAGCUUGAAUGACUUUCCAUACUACACGGAGCCGGGAAUAUGGCACUAUGUACUAUGGAAGAUAGGUGGGCUAGUGACAGAUGCCGAGAUUGAGGAUGCAUGUCAAGAAAUCAAACAAGAUCUGGGGGAUGUUCUGGAUGUCCUCCAUUGGAAGAAUCCUCCACACCUCAAGAGCCUACCUGAUAUUGACCAUGCCCACAUACUGGUCCGACGAGCCAGCAAUCUUGCGGCUCCUUCUCCUACUACUAGCAAACUGUAA
Messenger RNA from Seminavis robusta, 738 nucleotides. The record is from the annotation of a GenBank genome assembly. NCBI's taxonomy places the organism in Eukaryota, Bacillariophyta, Bacillariophyceae, Naviculales, Naviculaceae.